Blastocystis hominis is the source of this 3660-nucleotide messenger RNA. RefSeq lists its product as hypothetical. The transcript is spliced from 6 exons. NCBI's taxonomy places the organism in Eukaryota, Bigyra, Opalinata, Blastocystidae. The record is from RefSeq and is a predicted model, not a curated record. Gene Ontology annotation, molecular function: ATP binding; ATP hydrolysis activity; ABC-type transporter activity. Bases 1 to 3150 code for a protein of 1049 amino acids. Gene Ontology annotation, biological process: transmembrane transport. Gene Ontology annotation, cellular component: membrane.
AUGACAGGUUUUCUAAUUCCCAUUAGUUACAUUUUUCUUGGGGACAUUGUAAACAAGAAUAAUCUGGACGGAGUCUCUCUUUCGGAGGUCAUGAAUGUACUAUACGUUUUCGUAGGUAACCUUCUUGUGGCUACAACGUUUGCCUUCUUUGAGAGAUGGUGUUUGAACGGAUAUGCUGAAAACUUGACACGUCAUUUGCGUGAGAAGUACAUCUAUGCCCUUCUCCAUCACGAUGUUGACUAUAUCGAGUCAGAAAAGCCUGGAGCAUUGGGGCAAACUGUUGCGGAGGAAUCUUCCCGAAUCAUCAACGGACUGGGUCCGUCCAUCGGGCAGUUCGUUCGUGCGAUUGCCACCUUUUUAUGCGGUCUUCUCAUCGGAUUUACGCAUAGCUGGGAACUCACUCUCCUUACUCUUAUUGCUGCUCCCUUAGUUACCCUGGCUGGGUUCAGAUUUGCUAGUGCCAUGGGGAAAUGGAUCGAGACCUUGAUGCGAGAUCACAAGGAAGCAGACAGCAUUGCUGAAGAGAGUAUUCGAAACUACAAAACGGUGACCGCGUUGGGAGCCGAAGCAUCGAUGGAGAAAAAAUACCGCAAGGGAUUCCCUCAAGAACUCUAUGAUGCGGGCUGCGUCACGGACUUGAUAUCUUCGGUGGACGUUUGCUUCAGCAAUGCAACUCUCUCAGAUAAUUGCAUGGCGAUUUGUGAUCGCGUGUCUAGUUGUUGGUACCAGAGCGGCAAUGGGCAAUGCCUGGUUGGCGGAGAUUUGCUGAUCGUGCUCUGCGGAGUGAUGAACUCUUUUCUGGGACUCGGUCCUGCCUUCAGUGCCAUUCAAGCGAUCAAGAAGACAUGCGCGUCUGCGACUUCUUUCGUGAAGGUGAUCGAGCACGAAGACGCGAUGAAGUCUGGAUCGACCACUCCCAGCAGCAGCAAGGGAGACGUUGUGUACAAGAACGUGGACUUCAAGUACGCUUCACGCGACACGCAAGUGCUGAAGCAGCUCAACUUCACCAUUCGCGAGAACGAAAUGAUCGGCAUCGUGGGCGAGAGUGGCAGCGGAAAAAGCACAAUCUUGAAACUCUUGAUGCGAUUGUACGCUCCGACGGCGGGAACGAUCACGUGGGACGGAGUCGAUGUGACGACGCUCUCGACGGCGUGGAUUCGCGAUCAGAUCAGCUAUGUGGCGCAGGAGCCCGUGCUGUUCAGCGGAACGAUUCGCGAGAAUCUGCUCUAUGGACGCGAGGGCUGCACCGAGGAAGAAAUGGUGGAAGCCGCGAAGCUGGUGGAGGCCGACGCGUUCAUUCGAUCGUUCCCCAAAGGGUACGACACCUUUGUGGGCGAGUUGGGAAGCUCGCUGUCCGGAGGACAGAAGCAGCGUAUUGCUAUCGCCCGCGCGCUGAUUCGAAACCCGCGAAUUCUGGUGCUGGACGAAGCGACGAGCGCGCUGGAUUCGCAGAGCGAGAAAAUCGUGCAGAACGCGAUGGAAACGAUCCGGAGAAAGAACGAAGCGAAGGGAAAGGGACUGAGCAUCGUGAUCGUGGCACAUCGGCUGAGCAGCAUUCGAUCGUGCGAUCGCAUUGUGGUGGUGGAGGAAGGAAAGAUCGUGGAGGAAGGCGAUCAUGAAAGCUUGCUAGCGAAGGGCGGAAUCUAUGCGGGAUUGUAUAAAAGCCAAGAAACUUUAGAAAAGGAGGAAGAAGAAGGAGCCGAGGGAACGGAAAAGAAGGAAGAGAAGGAAGCGGAUGCAGAAGCAAAGAAGAAAGAAGAAAGAAACGAAAAGGAGAAAGAGAAAGAAGCAGAAACUGCAGAUUCGAAGAAUAAGAAUAAGAAGAAGGACGAAAACGAAAAGGCAGAAAAGCCGAAGAAGUAUAAUCUCUUCUCUCUCUAUAAUUACUUUGGUCGUACAAAAUGCAUUCUGUGGAUCGCCUUCAUCGGCGUUCUCUGCACUGCCAUGUAUCCGGCUGGAUAUGCGAUCGUUGUGGCGUUGAUGCACGCGAUUCCCUUCCGAUUGGAUGUAUCAACCAUUUGGCGCGAGGGAAUCUUCUUUUCGACCAUGAUGGUGGUCGUUACUGUCAUUUAUGCUUCGGGCGACCUUCUCUGGUGGGAUUUGUCGAGUGUUGUGAAGGAGAACAUGAUCGUUACGGUGCGGUCGAAGUCCUUCGUGAAGCUUCUCUCCCAGUCUGUAGCCUACUACGAUGAAAAGGAGCAUUCUCCAGCUGCCGUUACUUCGGAACUCUCCAUCGAUGUUCGAAAGCUGCGCGACUUCAUGGAUGAAGUGGGCUCGUUUUUCGAGAGCUUCAUCAUCGCUAUUCUCUGCUUGAUCAUCACCUUCUCCGGUCUGGGAUCGUGGGAGCUGAGUUGCAUUUCGCUGCUCGCUUGUCCUCUGCUGUUCACUGCGGAGUAUUGCCAAAACAAACUCGUGGCGAACGUGACGGAAAAGAUCGACAGCAAUCUGACAGCGAAGUCCGGCGAGAUCACUGAUUCUCUGCUCAACAUCCACACGAUCCACUCUUACAAUCUGCAAGAUCGCGUCUACGAAUCGAUGAUCCACGACCUGGAGCGAACCAAUCGCUUGUGCACUUCGCGAAGCCUUCGAUCGGCGAUCGCGAAUAUUCUGGCCAUUUUAUGCCCCAUGACCUACAUGGUGAUCACGUUUACAGCCGGAACGAUCCUCAUUAGCUACAACGUGAUCGAGUUCCAGCAGAUGAUGAUCGUUUACAACACCGUUUUCUUAAUGGCCACCUACAUCGGAAUUACUAUGGGCAAAAUUCCCAAUAUGGCGUUGGCUCAGGAGGCAGCGCGGCGCGUUUUCUCGCUGAUUGAAAGCUCGGGCGAGAAGGACGCGCUGCGAGCGCUUCCCGGGAAGGCGAAGGACGGAGCGAUCGCCUUCGAUCAUGUGUCGUUCGCGUAUCCCACGCGGCCAGACGCUCCGAUUCUUUCCGAUGUGUCCUUCUCAAUUCCCAAGGGAUCUUCCGUGGCUUUCGUGGGUCCCAGUGGGUGUGGAAAGAGUACGAUCAUUUCGCUGAUCCAGCGAAUGUACAAACCGGAGAAAUGUCAACUUGGACUCGUAUCGUUCGCUGCUGGGCGCGGUGAACCAAGAGCCGUGCAUGUUCAGCGGCACGAUUCGCGAGAAUUUGGUGAUGGGAUUGGAUCGUGAAGUGUCCGAAGCGGAGCUGAUGGACGCUUGCACGCAAGCGUUGUGCAUGGAUUUCAUCAAUGAAAUGGUGGAUGGAUUCGAAACGGAUCUCGGAUCGACCGGAAAGUCGGUUUCGGGAGGACAGAAGCAGCGAUUGGCGUUGGCUCGCGCGAUUCUCCGAAAGCCGCACGUGCUGCUGCUGGACGAAGCGACGAGCGCGCUGGACAGCGAAAACCAGGACAAGUUCUUGGAGGCAUUGGAGAAGUGGCGAUCGACGCAUCCCUGCACGGUGAUCACAGUGGCGCACCGACUGAGCACGAUCGUGGACAGCGAUGUCAUCUUUGUGGUGAGCGAAGGGAAGAUCGUGGACAGCGGAAAGCACGCAGAACUGCUGAAGAAGUGCGAGUUCUACGCAGCACUGGUCAAGGGACAGAUGGAAAGCACGCCGCGUGAAGAAUAGAUGGAAAGGGAGUCAAGGGAAUGAAUGAAUGAAUGAAUCCACAUAGUAGUAGUUAUCCACAUCCAUCGAAU